AUGAAGCAGAAUCCUUCUGUAAGUAGCUCAAGAAGAAAAUCCAGACAAGCCCAUUUCGCAGCUCCUUCAAAUAUUCGAAGAAAGCUCAUGAGCUCUCACUUAUCUAAAGAGUUACGUGACAAACAUGGAGUAAGAUCAAUGCCUAUUCGUAAAGGUGAUGAAGUAAUCGUGGUUAGAGGUCUCAACAAGACUCACGCUGGCAAAGUCAUCACUGUUUACAGAAGAAAAUUCAGAGUCCACAUCGAAAGACUUACAAAAGAAAAAAGCAAUGGUCAAACUGUUCAUAUUCCAAUUCACCCUAGCAAUGUUUACAUCACCAAACUAAAAAUUGACAGAGAUAGAAAGAAUCUCAUUGAGAGAAAGGCCGCUCACAACAAGAGCAAAGGAAAGUGGGCCAAGAAAGACAUUUCUUCAGUCGAUUAA
Molecule: messenger RNA, 423 nt
Organism: Blepharisma stoltei
Lineage: Eukaryota; Ciliophora; Heterotrichea; Heterotrichida; Blepharismidae
Source: the annotation of a GenBank genome assembly